Molecule: messenger RNA, 2643 nt
Organism: Penicillium verhagenii
Lineage: Eukaryota; Fungi; Ascomycota; Eurotiomycetes; Eurotiales; Aspergillaceae
Product: WD40 repeat domain-containing protein
Exons: 2
Coding region: 1-2643 (880 amino acids)
Biological process (GO): positive regulation of anaphase-promoting complex-dependent catabolic process; anaphase-promoting complex-dependent catabolic process; positive regulation of ubiquitin protein ligase activity
Cellular component (GO): anaphase-promoting complex
Molecular function (GO): protein binding; anaphase-promoting complex binding; ubiquitin ligase activator activity
Source: RefSeq, a predicted model, not a curated record
AUGGUGGAUUCGCAAAGUCACUCCUUCGAGGAUGCCUCUUCCGCGGGCAGCUAUAACGUGCCAAUCAUAUCCCAGCUUCAUUCAGAGUCCUCCGAGGACACCGGGUCAGUCAGACGACUUCAACUUACCACUGUCAAUUUUCCAUUUUUCAUAUCACCUGCUAGCUCCCAGGCAUCACAGUCCUUUCCAAACGCAAAACUUUUUGAAGUCCCCCCAGGCUUGGAACACAAUUUAUCAGCAAAUACAGGGUCUCCGACGCGAAACCGUAGUAGGAUCAGGAGACCAUUGGCUGGAGAAACAUCACGAGCUGCCUUUCCUAGCCCGAGAUCUCCUGAUCGAUUUAUUCCCGCGCGCCACUUCGACAAUUCUCCAUCAACUCAAUAUCGGGUGAACAAGCACCCUCAGCAAUUGUCACCGCGAGAGCGACUUGUGCGAUGUCGUCUUCCCGGAGAAGACCCAUUUUUACCAUCUUCUCAAACACCGCGGUCACCAGCUCAAAUUCCAAGGCCUACUCGGUCUCCUCAAAGACCACUCUAUCGACCUCAUCUAAUCACCGACUUAACAGUCAUGGGGGGAAAUCGCCAGAACGACUUCCUAAGACAAGUCAGCUCCGGGGGAGUUUGGGCCGUAGGUGGAACAUCAGCAGUGCUUGGUACCUCGGCUCCAGUGAUGAAUGGUACGCCAAGUUCUUCGAGCAGACGCACCACUGCUCCGGCUUUUGUGGCCAGAUUCCUGCCAAAGAACACCAGAGCCGAGGAACAGAACAAGCACGAGUCAAGACUUGCAAUAGCUCUGGAUAUUGACCCUAUUACCAAAACUAUCGAUACUUCUGCAAUGCAUAUGGAAACAAGUCCGAGUCCUACAUCUCCAAACUAUGAGCGAUUCGCGCCUUUUGAGUGGAAGGAUUGUGCCUGGAAAAAGGGUGACAGGGAACAUUGGCCAACGAUUCUUCCUCAACGAGAAUCUGUUCCCCCGAAGCCUUUUCGAAUUCUGGAUGCUCCGUAUAUGCGAGACGACUUCUACUGCUCCACGCUAGCUUAUUCUUUCACGUCUGGCAUCUUGGCUGUUGGCCUGGCACAGUCUGUAUAUCUUUGGUCAGAAGGUUAUAUUGUGGACCGACCGCCAUUUGGUGAUUAUCCUCCAUCAAACUAUGUGACUUCCUUGUCCUUUUCAUCAGAAAACGGCGGCCGAAGUAUUCUUGCUGUUGGGCGUCAAUCAGGUCAACUGUCUCUUUGGGGCGUCUCAGAGACUAAGGUUCGCUUUGAAAUUACUCAUCCUCACAGUAUAUCAUGUGUUUCUUUCAAAUCGAAGACUUCACUGAGACCAUCGGAAGUUUUGCAAAACAUGGAAGUAGAUGCAGAACUUCUCGUUGUCGGGGAUGAAAUAGGUAACAUCUGGUACUACUCAGUUGAAUGGCCUGAGAUACAUACUCAAUGGAGUUGGACUGGCUGCAUGACGCUCCUGGCCAAGAUUUCCGCGCAUGGUCAGCAAGUUUGUGGCCUGGCCUGGUCCCCUGAUGAUCGAUUCCUUGCUUCUGGAGGCAAUGACAAUCAUUGUAUGUUGUUUGAUUUGCGCGAGAUUCUGCCAUCCCCGCCAGUCAACCGCGCAGGCUUUUCUCCUGCCUCUUCCAAUCUAACAGGCAAUUUGACUCUCCAUACAUUUCAACCUCUACCAUCGCCACCUGGCUUAAGGGAUAUUCCCAGCAGGCGACAGAUUGUUAGCCAUCUGCUCCCAUCAUUGGGACAGUCUCCUUCGAGGUCGACUGCACCAGCUCCCCUUUCAAGUCGGUUGGGGUGUCUCAUCUCCGGUAGCACAAAAACUGUUCUAAUCCCACACAACCGUCAGAAACACUGUCUCAUGCAUGCCGCAGCAGUAAAAGCAAUAGCAUUUGCACCUUGGCAGCCAUCAUUACUUGCAACAGGGGGAGGUACCAAUGAUCGAGCUAUCCACUUCUUCCACGCCAGGACCGGUGCUUGUCUAGCGACAAUCAAUGUGUUUGCUCAGGUGACUAGUCUGAUCUGGAGUCAAACCAGACGUGAAAUCGCGGCUACAUUUGGUUAUGCUUCACCCGAGCAUCCCUUUCGGAUUGCCGUCUUUGCCUGGCCCAGCUGUGCACAGGUUGCUGUGAUUCCUUGGGGACCUCAUGGAACCAGCUGGGAUGGCGAGGAUCAAGAUGUCAGCUAUGAUUGUGGACGAGCAUUAUAUGCCGUAAGCUACCCGGGUAGACCACCACGCCCUCUGAAUGCGCCUCUAGAAGAGCCUGAUAUUUUCUACACUACUAACUCACCUUCGCCCCCCAUUCACUUACCUUCGCCGCCCACUAACUUACCUUCGCCGCCCACUAACUUACCUUCGCCGCCCACUAACUUCUUCCGACAUCCUGGGCAGUCAAAUGGAGUGCGUGAAGUCAGGCGAGGGCCACGUGCGAUCCGCCCGAAAGAGAAAGAAGGUGGCAUGUGGUGCAAGCGAACGAUGGAAGAGGGGUGCAUUAUCGUGGCAUCGAGUGACCAGACCGUCAAAUUCCACGAAGUAUGGUCCGGUCGACGUAAAAACACCAGCUUUGCCUAUGGAAUAUUGGGCGGGAGUGAUAUCCUCGAGGGCAUGGAAGGCAUCGAGAAGUCCGGCAGUGAAGUCAUUCGCUAA